UCCCCCACCACCCACAAGAGCACCUGGGUCCGCAGGGCGCAGCCAGCUCAGCCUCCGAGCUGCAGGCCAGUGUACAGUGAGGACUGGACAUGGGCCCGUUGGGGACCCAGGCAUGAUGUCGGCCCAGGAGCUGGUGGCCUGCCUCUGCCGGGAGGGGGAGCAGCACCUGGCACUGGGGGAACCACCCCUGGCCACCGCUUUCUACCUGGCUGCCUUCAGCUGCCACGCCCCCUCGGCCGUGCAGAGCGUGCGCACUGCCCUGGCCCAGGCUCGGGGGGCAACAGUGCUGGCCACCCUGGAGGCCUGGUGCCGCGGGGACAGCCAGAUCCCCGCCAUCCACUGGGACGGCAUGGCAGUGGUCUCCCUGACGGGGUCGCUGGCCUCCGCCUUCCUGGGCGCCCUCUGCCCGGACCACCCGGCCGCCGUCCUGCACCUGCUGGCCGGUCUGCUGGCCCGCGGGUGCCACGAGGAAGUGGCACAGCGCUGCAGCGCCCUGCUGGACUCUCACUCCCAGCAGGUCCUGGAGCUGCGGCUGACGCGCGCCCUGGCCUGGGUCCUGUCCGGGGCACGGGCUGGGGACGGCGUGGCCGCCUACCUCCAGGCUUUCGCCUCCAGCGCCGACAGGACAGUGGCUUUCAUUCGCACCCACCAGCAGCCCUACCUCCCUGCGCUGCUCAGCGCCCUCCAGGACUACCUGUCGGGACAUCUGGGGGCUGGGCACAGUGCCAGCCAGCAGGAGACCGGCGGCCAGCGACUCCUGGCAGCUCUGGACCCCAGGGGCACCCGGAGUGACACCCUGUCCCCUGAAGCUCUGCUCCACAGCGGCAGAUAUGAGGACUGCCUGGCAGCCUGCAGCCGGACCCUGGAAGCCCACCCCACCGGCAGCGGACCCCAAGGUGAGCGCCGGGCCGCCCUGCUGGUCACCCGCGCGGCCUCGGCCUUCUUCCUGGACGGCCGGGCCCAGGACGCACUUCGGGACCUGCAGGAGGCCUUCCGCGAAAGCCCUUCCGCGGCGCGCAGGCAGCUCCAGGCCGUGUUCUCCGCCCCGGACCAGGAGCGCGUCCGGGCUCAAGCGCAGGAGGCCGCAGACGUGGGCUUCGCCCGCUUCCAGGAAGCCGUGCGGAACCAUCCCGAGCUCCGCGAGGACGCGGGCCGGGAGCUGCUGGCCCCGGUGAUCGGCGCGCUCCGCGUCCUGCUACGCCUGGCGCCUGCCGGGGCGCGACCCGCGCUGGGAAUCCGCCUCGCUGAGUGCCUGCUGCUGGCGGGGGACGCGGUGAGGGCCCGGGCGCUGUGCGAGCGCCUACUGCGGCCUCGGCGCCCCGAGGACCCUGCUGGGGACCGUGCGGGGGACCGCGCGCCCCUCCUGGCCCUGCGCGGCUUCUGCGCGCUACACACCGGCGACACGCGGCGCGCCCUGGAGGACUUCCAGGCGGUGGUGGAGCAGGACGCGCCGCACCUGGGUGGCUGCGUGCGUGCACUGUGCGGCCGCGGGCUGCUGCGGGUGCUGGCGGGCAGUGCGUUCCUGGGCACGCUGGACUAUGUCACUGCCUGCAGGCUGCGGCCCGAGGACGCGCUGCUGGCCGCCAAGGCCUUGGUGCCCUGGAACCAGCGGGGGCUGCUGCUGGCCGUGCUGCGGGAGGAGGCGCGCGGCAUGCUGCAGCGGUCGCCGCGCCUCCGGCCGUCCAGGACGCAAGGUCGCCGCCAGAGGGAGGCCGUGGAGACCCGCGGCCCCGCCGCGCAGGAGGGGGAUGCCCGCGGCGUGCACCAGCUGGCCACACUGCUGAUGGAGCUGGAUGCAGAGGACGAGGCCUCUCGCCUCCUGGCGGCUGACGCUCUGUACCGCCUGGGCUGCCUGGAGGAGGCGCACAAGGUCCUGCUGGUGGCCCUUUCCCGGAGGCCCCGGGCGGCCCCCGUGCUGGCGCGGCUGGCCCUGCUGCAGCUGAGAAGGGGCUUCUUCUAUGACGCCAACCAGCUGGUAAAGAAGCUGGUCCAGUCCGGUGACACUGCCUGCCUCCAGCCCACCCUGGAUGUCUUCUGCCUCGAGGACCGGCAGCUGCUUCAAGGCCACUGCCACGCCAGGGCCCUGGCCAUCCUGCGGGCACGGCCAGUUGGGGCCGACGGCAGGGCCCACACCAGGGAAGCCAUCACCUACCUCUCUCUGGCCAUCUUUGCCGCAGGAAGCGAGGCAAAUGAGUCCCUCCUUGCCCGAGCCCGAUGCUAUGGGUUCCUGGGCCAGAAGAAGACAGCCAUGUUCGACUUCAACGCAGUGCUGCGGGCUGAGCCAGGGAACGUGCAGGGGCUGUGCGGACGGGCAUUGGUGCACCUGGCCCUGGACCAGCUGCAGGAAGCCCUGGACGACUUCCUGUCUGCUCUGAAGGUUGGCCCCGAGACAGUGGUCCCCGAGCUCCGCUCUCUGAAGCCAGAAGCCCGGGCCCUCAUCACGCAGGGCCUCUACUCCCGCUGCCAGGCUCUUCUGAGCCAGCUGCUGGACCCUGGGGCCCCUCUCGAGGACAAGGACUCCCAAGACCUUCUUGCUGUGGCGGAGGCGCUGAUCAGAAUCGAUGCACAGCAGCCGCACUGGCACCUCCUCCUCGCAGACGUUCUCACGGCACGGGGCAGGUACGAGGAGGCUGGCACCCACCUGCAAAACACCCUGCACUCUGCCCCAGCGUCAGAGGCAGCCCGGGCCCGGCUGGGUCUGCUCCGGCUCAAGAAGGGAGACGUGCCAGGGGCUGCACGGGACCUGCAGGGCCUGGCCGAGGCAGAUGCCUCAGACCUCAGCUGCCUGCUGCGUCUCCUGGAGGCCUCGGAGCUGCAGAGCCUUGCCCAGGCCGCAGCCCAGGAAGCUGCCACCCUCCUGGACACAGGGCAACCCGAGCAGGCACUGGGCUACUGCUCACUGUCUGUCCUGGCUGGUGGCGGCAGUGCGUGUCACCUGCGUCUGCGGGCCACCUGCCUGGCCGAGCUGCAGGAGUUUGACCGGGCCCUCAGGGACCUGGACCAUGUGCUACAGGAGGCUGCGGCGGACAGUGACCUCCCAAGGCGGGCAGAGGACUUCUGCUGUCAGGGCCGCCUGCUGCUCAGCCUGGGGGAUGAGGCGGGGGCCGCAGGGGCCUUUGCCCAGGCCCUGAAGUUGGCUCCCACCUUGGCCCAGAACAGCCUGUGUGAGCGGCCAGGCCGGGGUCCCACUGCACACAUGUUCCUCCUCCUUGGCCAGUGCUGCCUGGAGGGGCAGCGUCACGCGGAGGCCUGGACAGCGGCUGAGAGCGGCCUCCUGGUGGACCCCAGCCACCGCGGCCUGAAGAGGCUGAAGGCAAGAAUCCGGAGGGAGGCAUCCUCAGGCUGUUGGCUCCAGUGACAGGGCUCGACCGUCUCCCAGCCCUGAUCACGGGGCCACCCUAGGACUUGCACCCAAUGUCCAGGCCCUGGAGUGCACCCAGCUCCCCAAAUUGGGGAGGUACACCCCUGCCCUCCCCACAACCCCUUCCUGGCCCUCUCCCAUCCCUCUUCCCAGCCCUCCCCACUGCAGGGUCUAGCCCGGCAGGGUCUCGUGGGUGUUCUUUUGUGUGUGGAGAAGACAGAUCAUGGAAAAGAAAGACACAAGACACAGAGAUAAUUCAGCUGGGCCGGGGGUCCACUGCUACCAAGGCGCGGAGUCCAUCAGUGGCCCCAAUGCCUGGACAUGCUGGUAUUUAUUGUAUACAAGGCAGGGGGCAGGGUUGGAGAGUGACUCAUCUGACAUGAUUGGUAGGGGCCAGGCAAAUCACAUACUGAUAAUACAGGGGGGCCACGUGGGUACAGUUCAGGGGGCCCCUCCCUCUCAGGCAGCCACUGCAAGGAGGGGAGGCAUAUACGUCAGUAUCUUUCAUUGCACUUAUCAGAGAGAUCAAAGGCUUUUAGGAUUCCUCUACUCUUACUUCUAAGAAUUUACAAGGGAGCAUCGGGUGGGAAAGUGGAACGUGUAAGUGGACGAGGAUGGUGACCAUCGGAGCACAGCACCACGGAGAGGUGUCUAAGCCCCCGGA
This is a messenger RNA of Cebus imitator (Panamanian white-faced capuchin), 4025 nucleotides long. It is a transcript of the gene TTC34, whose product is annotated as tetratricopeptide repeat domain 34. The coding region runs from base 113 to 3358 and encodes 1081 amino acids. The transcript is spliced from 10 exons. The record is from RefSeq and is a predicted model, not a curated record. Gene Ontology annotation, molecular function: protein binding. Lineage: Eukaryota; Metazoa; Chordata; Mammalia; Primates; Cebidae.